Messenger RNA from Nematolebias whitei (Rio pearlfish), 2714 nucleotides. RefSeq names its product dynamin-2. Bases 126 to 2714 code for a protein of 862 amino acids. The record is from RefSeq and is a predicted model, not a curated record. Gene Ontology annotation, cellular component: membrane; cytoplasm; microtubule. Lineage: Eukaryota; Metazoa; Chordata; Actinopteri; Cyprinodontiformes; Rivulidae. The transcript has 20 exons. Gene Ontology annotation, molecular function: GTP binding; microtubule binding; GTPase activity.
AACAACAAGCGGUGACAAACUCUGCGAACUUUUUGUUUACUGCACGAGCGAAUUUUCUUGGUGUCUUUUUGGUCGUCGCGAGAGGGUCCAGGGAGAAAGCCCCCAGGGCUCGCCGAGGUGCCGCCAUGGGAAACCGGGGGAUGGAAGACCUAAUUCCCCUCAUCAACAAGCUCCAGGACGCCUUCAGUUCCAUCGGCCAGAGCUGCAACCUGGACCUGCCUCAGAUAGCGGUGGUCGGCGGUCAAAGCGCCGGGAAGAGCUCGGUGUUGGAGAAUUUCGUCGGGAGGGACUUUUUGCCUCGAGGAUCCGGCAUCGUGACCCGUCGUCCGCUCAUUCUACAGCUGGUUAACAGUAAAGCAGAAUAUGCAGAGUUCUUGCACUGUAAGGGACGCAAGUUUGUGGACUUUGAUGAGGUCCGUAUGGAGAUUGAAGCAGAGACUGACAGGCUCACCGGAUCCAACAAGGGCAUCUCUCCCAUCCCAAUCAACCUUCGUGUUUACUCUCCUAAUGUGCUGAACCUGACCCUGAUCGACCUGCCGGGGAUGACCAAAGUGGCUGUAGGCGACCAGCCUCCAGACAUUGAGCAUCAGAUCAGAGACAUGCUGCUGCAGUUCAUCACUAAAGAGAGCUGCCUGAUCCUGGCCGUAACCCCGGGCAACACAGACCUGGCCAACUCUGAUGCUCUCAAGAUAGCCAAGGAGGUGGACCCCCAGGGGCUGCGUACUAUUGGUGUGAUCACUAAGUUGGACCUAAUGGAUGAGGGGACAGAUGCUCGAGACAUCCUGGAGAACAAACUACUGCCUCUGCGCAGAGGUUACAUUGGAGUGGUGAACCGCAGUCAAAAGGACAUUGAUGGAAAGAAGGACAUCUGUGCUGCUUUGGCUGCAGAGAGAAAGUUCUUCCUGUCCCAUCCUGCGUACAGACACUUGGCAGAGCGUAUGGGAACUCCACACCUGCAGAAAUCCCUCAAUCAGCAACUCACCAAUCACAUCCGCGACACGUUGCCAGGGUUACGCAGCAAGCUGCAAAGUCAGCUGUUGUCGCUGGAAAAGGAAGUAGAGGAGUACAAGAACUUUCGUCCCGAUGACCCUACACGCAAAACCAAGGCCCUGCUUCAGAUGGUGCAGCAGUUUGGCGUGGACUUUGAGAAGUGCAUCGAAGGGUCUGGAGAUCAGGUGGAUACCUCCAACCUGUCUGGUGGAGCCAAAAUCAACCGGAUCUUUCACGAACGUUUUCCCUUCGAGCUGGUGAAGAUGGAGUUUGAUGAGAAGGAGCUGCGAAAAGAAAUCAGUUAUGCCAUCAAGAACAUCCACGGAGUCAGGACAGGCCUGUUCACUCCUGACUUGGCGUUUGAAGCCAUAGUGAAAAAGCAGAUCAUUAAGCUGAAAGAGCCGUGUCUGAAAUGCAUCGACCUGGUCAUCCAGGAGCUCAUCAACACAGUCAGACAGGGCACUAAUAAGCUGGACUCGUACCCGCGACUGAGAGAAGAGACGGAGAGGAUUGUCACCACCCACAUCAGAGAAAGAGACAGCAAGACUAAAGAUCAGGUGCUGCUGUUGAUCGACAUCGAGCUUUCCUACAUCAACACUAACCACGAGGACUUCAUUGGGUUUGCCAAUGCUCAGCAAAGAACCGCUGCCAACGCCACCAAGAAAAGAGUCAUGCCCAACCAGGUCAUCCGCAGAGGCUGGCUCACCAUCAACAUCAGCAUCAUGAAGGGAGGAUCCAAGGAUUACUGGUUUGUCCUGACGGCCGAGGCGCUCUCCUGGUACAAAGACGAGGAGGAAAAAGAGAAGAAGUACAUGCUGCCUCUUGACAACUUGAAGCUGAGAGAUGUGGAAAAAGGUUUUAUGUCCAGCAAACACGUCUUCGCCAUCUUCAACACAGAACAGAGGAACGUGUAUAAAGACCUGCGUCAGAUUGAACUGGCCUGUGACACUCAGGAGGACGUCGACAGCUGGAAGGCCUCCUUCCUCAGGGCCGGCGUCUACCCAGAGAAAGACCAGCCUGAAAACGAGGAUGCAAUAAAUUCUGGUGACACGGUGUCCAUGGAUCCACAGCUGGAGCGGCAGGUGGAGACCAUCCGGAACCUAGUGGACUCGUACAUCGGCAUCGUCAACAAGUCCAUCAGGGACUUGAUGCCCAAGACCAUCAUGCACCUCAUGAUUAACAAUACGAAGGACUUCAUCCACUCGGAGCUGCUGGCCUACCUGUACUCAGCCGGAGACCAGGGCAGUUUGAUGGAGGAGUCGGCGGAGCAGGCUCAGAGGAGAGACGAGAUGCUGAGGAUGUACCACGCUCUGAAGGAGGCGCUCGUCAUCAUCGGAGACAUCAGCACCACCACCAUUUCUACCCCCGUACCCCCACCUGUAGACGACACCUGGAUCGCCAAAGAUGUGAGCCCUCCCUCAGCGGCUCGUCCGGCCACAUCCACGGCAGCCCCUCCCAACAGACCCCCUGCAGUGAGGGGACCCACCCCCGGUCCACCUCCACCUCUCAACCCCUCUCCAGCAUUCGGAGCUCCACCCGUUCCCUCUCGGCCUGGCCCUCCGUCAGCCUACGCAGGCGAUGCCAACUCCUCAGUGCCGCUUGUUCCAUCCAGGCCAGCUCGCGUGCCUCCUUCUCUGCCGCCAGGAAUUCCCAGCAGAAGACCCCCGGCUGCACCCAACAGACCCACCGUCGUUCGUCCUUCGGAGCCCUCGCUGCUCGACUAG